Branchiostoma floridae (Florida lancelet) is the source of this 5908-nucleotide messenger RNA. RefSeq names its product leucine-rich repeat-containing protein 7-like. Gene Ontology annotation, biological process: neurotransmitter receptor transport, endosome to postsynaptic membrane; neurotransmitter receptor transport postsynaptic membrane to endosome. The record is from RefSeq and is a predicted model, not a curated record. Gene Ontology annotation, molecular function: protein binding. The transcript has 26 exons. Lineage: Eukaryota; Metazoa; Chordata; Leptocardii; Amphioxiformes; Branchiostomatidae. The coding region runs from base 407 to 4666 and encodes 1419 amino acids. Gene Ontology annotation, cellular component: adherens junction; postsynaptic membrane; postsynaptic density.
GGUCACGUGAUCUUCAAAUACAAGAUGGGGGGAAAAGAAGAUGGCGGAAUGUUGUGAGAGAUGUUCAGGGCACAUCACCUCUCUCCUGCGGCCCCCAAGAUCCGCGGAACUGUAGAUUUUCUAGUCUUGAUGCUUACGUGUGAGGUUGUGGCUACAUGGGUGCGCUUCUGAUCGCCCAGAAGGCCAGGUUUGGGACGGAAAGGCAGUCUGGCGUUGAACACACUACAGUGCAAUACGUACCGUCUCCUUCUGAAGUCAGCCUAAAGCGUGCAGACCGUCCUAAUCCAGGUCCCUCCAACUUCCAAGACUCCCUAGGCGCUUCCAUUAUCAGCCGGAUGAUUGAUGACAGCCCAUAUAUCUUGCAUGUCCCAAAUGUUAUCCUAAAGGGUGUGCAGACUCCCUGUGGAUGAUGCUGCGCUCCUGUUUCUGUGCCCCCCGUGAGAAGGUGGUGAUCAGGGUGUUGGAGUUCCAGCAUGCCAACCUGGAGCACGUCCCGCCCGAGAUCUUCGAGUACACCAAGUCGCUGGAGGAGCUGUACCUGGACUCCAACCAGAUCAGAGACCUGCCCAGGCCCCUGUUUAUGUGCCAUGGGCUGCAGAAGCUGGGCCUGAGUGACAAUGAGCUGCUGAUGCUUCCUCCGGCCGUGGCCAGUCUGGUCAGUCUCACGGAACUGGACAUCAGUAAGAAUGGAAUACGAGAUCUUCCAGAAAGCAUCAAGGCUUGUAAGAACCUUACCUAUGUGGAGGCAAGUGUCAACCCACUGGGCAAGCUCCCAGAUGGUUUCACUCAACUGCUGAACCUGACAGAGCUCUACCUGAACGACACCUUCAUGGACUACCUGCCGGGAAACUUCGGCAGAUUGACCAGGCUGAAGGUUCUGGAGGUGAGAGAGAACCACAUGAAGACACUUCCCAAAUCCAUCAGUCGACUGAUCUUGUUGGAGAGGCUGGACAUGGGGAACAAUGACUUCUCAGAACUGCCAGAGGUGGUGUGCCACAUGUCCAGCCUACAAGAACUAUGGGUAGACAGCAACGCCAUUCACACUUUUCCACAGGCCAUAAGGUACCUGCAGAGACUUAGCUUCCUGGACGCAUCCAAAAACCAGUUAGAAGACCUGCCAGAAGAAGUUGAACACCUGACCAAAAUGACGGACCUCCACCUCUCUACCAACCUCCUACAGGACCUUCCAGCUGGUAUUGGUGCAUUAACUCAAUUGGUGGUCUUGAAGGUCGACGACAACCAACUCCUGUCCCUACCACACUCUAUUGGAGGGCUUGCUUCGCUGCAAGAACUUGAUGUGUCUUACAACGAUUUAGAGCACCUGCCACCAACUAUAGGACUGUUGCGGAGAUUACGAACUCUGAUCGCUGACGAGAACUGCCUCAUGGAGCUACCAGCAGAGCUGGGCAGCUGUAGCAGUAUGACGGUGCUGUCUGUCAGGAGUAACCAGCUGGAGAGACUGCCAGACGAGAUCGGCAGGAUCCCCAACCUCAAGGUCAUUAAUGUCAGUGACAACAGGCUGGAGUUCCUCCCCUUCAACUUCACCAAGCUGAAGAAGCUGUGGGCCCUGUGGCUGGCGGAGAACCAGUCCAAACCUCUCAUCCCUCUCCAGUCCGAGUACAACGCCAGCGUGCAGGGGAGGGUGCUGACCUGCUACCUGCUACCACAGCAGCAAGGACAGGAAGAUGAUCUGUACAUGAGCGACAAAGACAGCUUCCACCCGUCCCUAUGGGAGGAGGAACGACAGCUCCGGCAGACCAUCCAGUUUGAUGUGGUGGAGUCACCAGACAGAGAGCCAGUGGAAAGCCAACUGCGUCGUUGCCCCACCCCCCACAGUCGCGAGCUGCGCAGUAUGAAGUGUAAACUGUUGGUGGAGGACAGCGGAGUGGAGACCCCUCCCAGCGAGGUGGUCAGCACCAGCAGCACUAGCCAGGUCCAGCCAGACGUCAGGAGGCCGUCUGAAGUACGGGUCAAGGAAGCCAAACUGUCCAAACCCAGAUCGCCUCAGACAUCGCCUCUCCUGAGGGAGAGACAUCUUCUGUUCAAAGCUGAUAAGGAGAAGCAGCAGCGAGACAAAGCUCGGAUGCGUCGGCGCAGCGGCAGCAGCAGCAUGGGGAGUGAAGAUGAAGUCAGUCCUUUGGGCAAGAGGACUGUUAGUGACGCAGCCUUCCUGCCCCAAAAUCUGAACGGCCCCCUGCAGUGUAAGGAGAAGCACGCGGAGACGGCUCCCGUCAGGUACCAGGAACGUGCAGUAGACGUGCCGGAUCACGUGCUCCGAACACAACAGGUAAUUUCAGCAGCUCCCCCAUCCUCUGACUUCCCUCCCAGCGAUUACUCCCAGCUGGCGGGCAGAAUGUACGCGGUCCAGCGAGGCGAGAGGGUCAAAGAAAACCGGAAGAGUGCUCCCGUGGAGCAGCUCCUGGAGGACUCCACUGCGCCGGGAAGCCUGGAGGACGGCAAAAUUUUCUCCUCCACUCCAGACUUGUACAGACACUCGCCGCCCUCCCAGCCUAGUGCUGCGGCUGACCAACACGUCACCCAGCCCUCCCAACCUCCUACAGGACAACAGGAACAGUUCCCUACUACAACAACAACAACCAUGUCUAGAGGAGACAGAACAAUGCCCAGGAGCAUCUCACAGGGGAUCCAAACGCAGCAGUACGGCACUCUCCCCGCCAUGAGCAAGUCGGAGAGUACCAAAGACUUCUCCUCGCACGAAUUUGUGUCGUCCACGCCACCGUCCCAGCAGCUACUGGUGACCACAGCCCCCAGUGUCUUAUCACAGCGGUCGCCCGUGCCGAAAAUCCGGCCACAGCCCCCGCCAAGAUCCAUCCUUCUGAGCACCGAACAGGUCAGCAAGCUGCCCAACAGCCAGUCCAAGAGCGAAGAGCUCUCCAAGUCUGUCGUCGGCGACUCGAACAAGAACACGCCUCCACCCGAUGUCAUUCUGUCGGACAGCACGGUGACGAGAAAUGGGAAGGCCGGGACAAACGCUGUAGGCAAAAACACUAACGUCAGCCGCCCGUUGGAGGAAACCCACCCCACCCCACUGUCCCAGGGGCAGCCUGGAGUCUCUACAGCAGCUCAUAGCCAUACACUAGAGAGGCUUUCGCAGCCUGUGAGCAUGUCCGACACACCCAUUAUUCCUGGGAACUUCCAAUCCAUGACUCUACAGAGACCCCGUCCGUCUGUCCCUCCUUCUUAUCAGCAAAGUCUUCGUUACUCCCAAUUGGCCAAACUGGGCUUCCAACCAGGAAAGAGUGCUUUCCGUCUACAGCACAGUAAACUACAGGACGACACCAACAUCCCUCCCUCUGCCAAGGACCCUGCAGUCAGUAAUUACAGUCAGCAGCCACCACCACCCACCAGUCCCCCUUCAUCUCCUAACAGAACAAUGGCAGGAGUGCAACAUGACGCUAUGGCGGAUAAAACAAGUACAACAACCCCAACAACGACUACAACUGGCGGCCAUCGCGUGGUAGUGAACUUGGAGUUGACGCCAGAUGGGAGGGGCACGUCCCAGAUUCCACCGGAGGAAACGCAGCACCAGAAAAACGCAGCCGAGCCGCCCGCGAAGGAACCUGAAGAGUCAGACGACUGGAGACACACGCUUCUGAAGCAGAUCGAAGAUAGUAUCAUGCAGGCCAGGGAAGCUGGAUAUCCAGCUAACAGUUCUGAUGGAGAGUCGGAUAUCGAGAAACAGGGUAAGGAAGAAAAGAGUAAAGAGGUCUACGCUAGUUCAGAAGUACAGGAGGGAGUAGCUGAGGUUAAGGGUCAGGCCGCCACUCCUGAGAGUCUAGCUGAAGACAAUGUGGACUCAAAAGAGAAACAGAACUACGGUUACGACGGAGAUACGGAAAGUAAUCACGACGAGCAGAUGGUGGAUCCGACGAACACUGCGCAACCCGUUCAGCCGUCGGAUCCAAAGUUUGCCACGACAUUCAAGCAGAGGUUAGCGUACUGGCAAACCACUACGACAGGACAGCCAAUCGAGGAAAAAGACGAGGAGAGAAGGGCCCAGCCUGGCUCGAUGCACAUCCCACCCACCUUUUCUACUUUCAAACGGGUGAGCACCAGGCCGUUUUCGUACCUGGACACCGUUGAGCACGAGGGGUCGGACACAUACGCAGGGGGACAGGUGCCGCUGUGCGCCGCAGCUACUCUACCCAGACCCACCCCCACGUACACACAGAGUCAGGGGAACCUGGCACCGCAGACACGGCCCAGGCAGCAGCCCACGGCCAGUAGACCAGGAUCAGGAAAGCGGCCCCCCACCCCUCCGACCCGGGUCAGCAGUGUUCUGACAUCGUCCGUCCAAAGUCUGCCAGUUUCCACCACCUCUACAAUACAGAAGAGUAGCAGCAGUCAGCCCCGACCAAAGUCAACAUCUAACAACUAUUUGACAGUGACCAUUGAGAAGAAACCAGGUUUAGGUUUCAGCAUCGCUGGAGGGAUCGGAUCAUGUGGCAAUCCUUUCAACCCUGAAGAUACUGGAAUUUUUGUAACCAAAAUCCUACCUGGAGGGCCAGCUGACGGCAAGUUGUCACCAGGGGACAAGAUAUUACAGGUGGAGCAGUAUGACUUCACGCAGGUGGAGCAUGACCAGGCUGUGAUGCUGCUGAGAGCCAUGCCGAGAUCAGUCACCCUCGUCAUCGAGAGAAGAUAGAGAAAAAACCCUGCAGUUAACUUUUAAAUGUGGAAAUUGCCAAACUGCAGUAGUAUGAGAUACUCAUAGCUGGGGCUGUGUACCUAAACAAAAUUCAGGUGGCAUGUAGGUCUAGAUCUGUACCUAAACAGUUUUACAGGUGUGUACCAAAACAAAAUUCAGGUACAGGUACACUUGGCACGUAGGUUUGCAUCUGUACCUAAACAGUUUUACAGGUACAGGUACAAGUACAGGUACAGUUAUAGGCGAGGCACACAGCCCUAUAUAUUCAUGGCACAGUUCUUGGAACAUGUUUGGGGUGGUCUCAGAGGUAUGCACAUUAUGAAUUCCAAGCGUUUCCUAUUUGUGUUGGACAUGUCUUUAAGUAAACUUUAGGCACAAAAUGCACAUGUAGUAGCAAACACAUUCAACAUACAAACUCGUGAGACUAUCCCUAACAUUUGUGUCAGGCUUAUCAGAGUUUUCAGUUCUGCAAUGCUUGCUUAACCUUAUGCAAUCUAAGGGUGUUGUAUGGUGCUCUUUUUUACAUUUCAGUGCAACAAUUUGACUUCUGUGAUGGUUUAUUAAGGACUCAGAUCCCUCCUUAUACCUACCUCAUCUGCCAACUGCUCUGUUUAUUUGACUUCUGUGAGGUGAAAUGCAAUACAGAGUUUUAUUAGUCAAACAUCCAUCUUCAAAAAUGUUGUGGUCUUCCCUCUUCUUACAUUUUAAAGCUUGCCAGUAUUAGUUACAGUACUAUUUACUUCCUUAUAGACCUGUGUCGACCCAAGCCCUUAUAAAGAAUGAAGAGACAGAAAACCAGUGAAGCUGGAUUCUAUUAAAACUGCAUGUAAUAAACACAGUGGCAUGAAAUCCAACAGCCAAAUGAUAAGAUCAUGGUGUGUCACUCACUAUUUCUUCCAGGCAAAACGAGCACAAGCCAAAACAACUUGCCAACAAACUCUCUCUGUGCCAAUAACAUUUAUUCUAAAGAUGAUUGUAUAAUGAAAUUGCAUGUUGUAGAUUUGCUAUACCACAGUAUCAAUACUAAAGGCCAGCUCCUAAAGUGACAAAACAUUAUUUAAGAAGUACUCAUUUUAGUAUUUGUGCAGUAACUGUUGUUUGAGGAAAUAUUGUGAAAUAGAAAAGAAAGGCACCGCCCCUACCCAUAUCCCCUUGGUGCCAUCAACAUAGGCCAUACGUACCCAGGCCAUGUUCUUUCAGUCUACAAAAUUUUGCAAUAAAGAAAACGGCAAUUUUCAC